AUGGUCAUGUUCCAGGCGGUCUCACCCACUAGGCUGCUCUAUUCAUCUUGCUCCUUGGAGAAGACUCUACAGUGCAACUGUUCCUUCCAUGGGAUCCCUACACCCUCUGUGCAGUGGUUGAUGGAAGGUGUUCCUGUGGAUGUGAACAGCACAGACAACAUCUUCCAGGUGACUUCCACCAUAAUUGGCCCCUGGACCAACAGCACCAUCAGCCUCAUAGGGGAGCCAGAAAUAGUCAUGAGUCUCCGCUGUGAGGGGAAGAACCAGUAUGGAACCCAUACUUCAAGCAUCUUCCUCCUACCAGAUAAACGUUCAGUUUACAGUGUGUUCGUGAAGGGGCUGAUCCAGGGCAUUGUGUAUGGAUCCAUUGCAUCGGCACUGUUCUUCUUCUUCCUUGUCCUCCUUGCGGACGUAGACAAGUGA
Puma concolor (puma) is the source of this 423-nucleotide messenger RNA. NCBI's taxonomy places the organism in Eukaryota, Metazoa, Chordata, Mammalia, Carnivora, Felidae. The record is from RefSeq and is a predicted model, not a curated record.